Messenger RNA from Phialemonium atrogriseum, 252 nucleotides. RefSeq lists its product as uncharacterized. The record is from RefSeq and is a predicted model, not a curated record. Lineage: Eukaryota; Fungi; Ascomycota; Sordariomycetes; Cephalothecales; Cephalothecaceae. The transcript has a single exon. The coding region runs from base 1 to 252 and encodes 83 amino acids.
AUGUACCCAGGCUACGACGGCCCGCGGCCGCGGAUGCAGAUCUGGCACGGCAGCGCGGACAGCACACUGGCGCCCGCAAACUACCAGAAGACGAUCAAGCAUGUAGACGGACGGACGUGUUCAAGGUGCUCGCAGACGCCGACCACGUCAAGGAAAAACCACCCGCAGCACAUCUGCCAGACCGACGACUACAGCGACAACGUCAUGUCAUCUACACCACCGGCGUGGGCCACAGCGUCCCGGCCAACCUGA